Messenger RNA from Mizuhopecten yessoensis (Yesso scallop), 3389 nucleotides. RefSeq names its product putative inhibitor of apoptosis. Gene Ontology annotation, biological process: positive regulation of protein ubiquitination; negative regulation of apoptotic process; regulation of cell cycle. The transcript is spliced from 7 exons. Bases 299 to 1891 code for a protein of 530 amino acids. The record is from RefSeq and is a predicted model, not a curated record. Gene Ontology annotation, cellular component: spindle microtubule; nucleus; cytoplasm. NCBI's taxonomy places the organism in Eukaryota, Metazoa, Mollusca, Bivalvia, Pectinida, Pectinidae. Gene Ontology annotation, molecular function: ubiquitin protein ligase activity; cysteine-type endopeptidase inhibitor activity involved in apoptotic process.
AUUUCCGUUUAGAUUAACUACAAAAUGGUUUGUAAACAGUGUUUGCUCUAGUGUACAAUGGGAUUUCAUUACUGCAGUCAACAUUGGAUACGUUACACAGAGUAGAACAAUCAAUCAGCGACAAAAUAUUUUAGAAAAUGACUGGAGGGCGAAAAUCCGCAUCCGAUUGGUGCCUUAACAAACACGAUGUCAUUUGCGAUUUUAUGCACAAUCUGUUGCCAUGUCGGUAUUUUGAAAGAGACAAGAUUCAGAGUGAUCCUACUAACAGCAAAUACAUUAUGUGAGAUAGUUAUCAGACAUGGAUAACUACUUGUCUAGACUUGCCACGUUCUUUUCCUUUCCGUUCACAUCUCCUGUUUCAAUAACUUCUCUGGCCGAGUCAGGUUUUCAUUAUACUGGAAAUAAAGACGAGGUUGUUUGUCAUCGUUGUCUGUUGAGAUAUAGUGGGUGGCAGAGACAGGACAAUCCAAUGGCUAUCCACAUUACGAUGUCUCCUAAUUGCACAUUUGGGUUAAAGUCAAAUGACAAAGUGCGUAAUGGCAGUCACUGUAACUUUUCUGUUGGUGAUGUAAGUCCACAGGAGAAAAUAGAAUGCAACGGUGGUGCCAUCGGUGGACCAUUGGGUGGUACUAUGAACAAAACAAAAGAGUCAAUAAAACAAGACACUACUGUUUCUGGCCAACAGUCAUCAACUGUAAGUUACCGGGAAACUGACGAUUCUUUAUUUGCAACGAGAAAUGCUAAUUUCCCGCACAAAGUGAUUGACUCUAAUCUGACACCAUCAUCAGAUACCAUUACUUCAUCUACGAGUCAAAUCCUGACCAAUAAACAUUCCGUUGCAGAAUUCGACGUGUUGAGCCAGAACAUAGCUGAUCGUUCAACAGGAGGGAAUAGUGCACAACCUCUUGUGCACACGAAUCGACCGGAAACCGACUCACUAGAACCUGAGAUCCAUAGAUCCGGAGAGGACAUUCCUAAUACUAUAAGGACAGGUCACGAUCCUGCUAACAAUCUGGAAACCAAUCAUGACAUAUUCUCUCAAGCAUCGCAAGCGCUGAACGCAGUCAACCCGCGCUAUCCACAGUUUGCAGUACUUGCCGUACGGUUUACAUCAUAUAAAAAUUGGCCAACACAUUUAAGGCAAAAACCGGAGGAACUAGCGAAAGCUGGACUCUUUUAUGAAGGUACCAGCGACUACGUGAGAUGUUUCUACUGCGCAGGAGGUCUACGUGAAUGGGAACCAGAAGACGACCCCUUUAUUGAGCAUGCCAGGUGGUUUCCGUUCUGUGAGUUUAUGAGACUGAUAAAGGAUGACCAGUUCAUUAUGGCGGUUCAAGCAGGAACAAUCAAAGCAGCACCCCAGGAACAAUCGCAAAAACUCGAAGCCCCGAAAAUGAAAUAUUCGUUCGAUGAACCAGCUGUCCUUAGUGUAAUGGAAAUGGGUUACAACGAAGAAACCAUAGCGAAGGCAAUUGAAUUAUUCAGCAAACGACAAGGUAAGACACUGAGUGCUGAAAUACUACUGUCACUUGUUUGGGAGAUAGUGGAAAAUGACGGGGUUGUCUCCGAUGAAGAGCAUGGCAGUAGAGCAAAUGAAAAUGUGCCUGACGUGUUACACGGAGAAGUUGAUGAUAAAAACAGAGACAACGGUGUGUCUUUCGGAGAAAGCAGAGUAGAGGGUUUUAUUGCCACAGAUGUAGUUCAGCUUCAAGAGGAAAACCAAGCACUGCGAGACAGGAAGACAUGCAAGGUGUGUCUCGACGAGGAAGCUAGUAUCGUGUUCCUUCCGUGUGGUCACCUGGUCACUUGUCCGAUGUGUGCUUCAGCCUUGAGGAAGUGUCCAAUAUGUCGGACUUUUAUUAGAGGAACUGUAAAGGCUAUUGUAUCCUAACUGAACUUCAGUGUAUUUGCGAACUAUCAGUAGUUUUAAUAUCUGCCUCUUUGACUGAUCACCUCGCUUAUGCUUAACAGCUGUUUAUCGGAAAAGGAGUGGACUGCUCAGAAAAUGUUAAACCUCAUAUAUACAUUUAUGUAAAUGUAUUGGUAAAGAAGUAAUAAUGAUAGUGCAGACAAUGAAAUUGUCUGUGCAGACACUUCCUUUUUGUCUGCACUGUCCUAAUUACUUUUUGCCCUUAUAUCUAUUUUAGUAAUACGCAUCCAACCAACAUUUGUUGUUCGGAUUCAGUGCCCCUUCUUGGUCAUACUGUCGUUAUUACAACCCUAGCGGUACAUCUUACAUAGUUAUGACUUUUAUUCCAUCUUGUCCUUCGCAAUGUUUGGUUUAUUAAUUAUCUGCUAUAUAUAUACAGGAUGGGCUGAUUACAAAUGUAGAACAUCAUUUUGUAUUUGUAAUACUCUUUAUUUACGUCUGAAAAUGAAAAAGCAGUCAGGAAUGUAGUUUAUUGAAUAUAAGACUUUCGUGGGGUACGACAUCAAAGCGUGGAGAUAUUCAUUUAUGGAAGCAUACACAAUUACAUAUUUUUCAACACGUGUGUGUGGAACCAUAAUUAUGUUCACGACUUGAACAAAUGUGAAUAGCCAAACAAAUUAAUAUCUUCUGUGCAGUUCCAGUUGUGUUUGUAAAUACUCGUAAACUGUGCCAGUGUUGUACUUUUUAAAGACCCCUUUAAGCAGUUUAAACAUUGAAUAUUGAAAAUAAUGUUUAGAAUAUUUCUUUCGGUUUUUGGGGAUUAGGUGUUUAGGUCAUGUGUUUUUUUUGGCGUGUUCUGUAAUAAGUUCUAGCUUUGAAGUUGUUAGUCUAAUGUAAAACCAUCUAAACGUUCUAUUUAUGUAUUGUAAUAUAGAUACAAUUAACGACUUGAUCAACAUGAUGUGAUAUUCAGACGUGUAAUAGCUUUUAGAUAUUUAGUAGGGAAAGUUUAUUAUUUCAACUGUUGUACAAAAUAUUGGACAGUUUAACAGGUGUUAGCGAAUAAACGCGGGUUAUUGAUGUUAGGUCCAUAUGUCAUCUUUAAAAUCAUUCAUCAAAACCGUGUCGUUACAUACCGGUGAUAUGACCACGCGUGUAUUUCAUACACGCGCAACCUUCUAUGGUUUUAGCGUUGGCCUUCUUAUUUUCAUAAAAUAAUCGUAUUGAGGACGAAUCGUAACAGUAUAUACAUGAAGUUAGAAACGUGUGGACAAGUUAAAGUCAACGGUGAAGACAAUUUUAUGAUGCUACAAUAGAGACACCGGAAACGUUCCUAUUUCCGGGAAUUUUUCGAAAUAUGCACCCUGUACAUCGAAAUACCGAACUCCAGUGUUUUGUCAAGAGAAAUAUGCUACUUAUUAAGCACUUUUGACCUAAAAUACCUCCCUUAAACUUCCAAAGUGCUUGAAAUAAGUUACGUCACAUUUCGCCGUACUUUGACCCGCAUUUUGCCAGUGUU